Hypanus sabinus (Atlantic stingray) is the source of this 9495-nucleotide messenger RNA. Its product is annotated as mothers against decapentaplegic homolog 3. NCBI's taxonomy places the organism in Eukaryota, Metazoa, Chordata, Chondrichthyes, Myliobatiformes, Dasyatidae. The record is from RefSeq and is a predicted model, not a curated record. Bases 573 to 1856 code for a protein of 427 amino acids. Gene Ontology annotation, cellular component: heteromeric SMAD protein complex. Gene Ontology annotation, biological process: cell differentiation; BMP signaling pathway; SMAD protein signal transduction. The transcript has 9 exons. Gene Ontology annotation, molecular function: DNA-binding transcription factor activity, RNA polymerase II-specific; I-SMAD binding; RNA polymerase II cis-regulatory region sequence-specific DNA binding.
UUUCCCUUUCACGGGCUCCUCACUGAUUGGCGCUGGUUCCGGAGGGAGGGGUGAGUCUGUACUACGACACCCACAAACACUCUUCCACACUUGGUCUCCUGUCUAGGUCCCCGCAGUAAAAUAAUUUGCAUUAAACACAGGCUCCAGUUCGAGCUGAGUGGUCGCCGCACUAUUGCAAACCCCCCGUCGUGGGAAGGCGGAUUAAUUUUAAUAGCAGAGCAAAGGAGAAAGGAACGAAACAACACUUUGGUAAACAGAUCUAUUUUUGUUACUGGCAGAGAGAGAGAGAAAAAAAGCCUGAAGCUAAAGAGAGGACAGAUCUGAAUCUCUCAUUCACGUGGAUUGCAAAGAAGGCAGCGGCACUCUAUUGAGAGGGCGGAGGGUUACCGAAGUUUCAGCACUGCAGGAGGGGUGUGCAGAGGUCGGCUGGUCCCGCAGUGAAAUUGACGAGGCGAGAGAAAAAGUUUGGUGAAACUUACCGGAGAAGUUUGGGGUUGGCGGUCUGUCUGCGACGGUGUUCGUCUCCCUUGUCUCUUACCGAGGACGCGUUCAAGGAGAUCGGUUACUCGAACAUGUCUUCGAUCUUGCCUUUCACCCCGCCGAUUGUCAAGCGCCUGCUGGGCUGGAAGAAGGGAGAACAAAACGGGCAGGAGGAGAAAUGGUGCGAAAAAGCCGUGAAAAGUUUGGUGAAAAAGUUGAAAAAGACCGGCCAGUUGGAUGAGUUGGAAAAGGCAAUUACCACCCAGAGUAUUAAUACCAAGUGUAUAACCAUCCCCAGGUCUCUCGAUGGAAGACUUCAGGUUUCCCAUCGGAAAGGCCUGCCCCAUGUCAUCUACUGUCGCCUCUGGCGUUGGCCGGAUCUUCACAGCCACCACGAGCUCCGAGCCAUGGAGAUGUGUGAAUUUGCCUUCCAUAUGAAGAAGGACGAGGUCUGUGUGAACCCUUACCACUACCAAAGGGUGGAGACCCCGGUUUUACCUCCUGUUCUGGUGCCAAGACACACAGAGAUGCCCGCUGAACUCCCGCCUCUGGAAGACUACACACACUCCAUCCCAGAGAACACAAAUUUCCCAGCAGGCAUUGAACCACAGAGCAACUACAUACCAGAGACACCACCACCGGGCUACAUCAGUGAAGAUGGGGAGACCAGUGACCAUCAGAUGACCCAUAGCAUGGACACCGGGUCUGUGGCUGACCUGUCUCCAAACCCCUUGUCACCAACACACAGUAACCUGGACUUGCAGCCUGUCACUUACUGUGAGCCAGCCUUCUGGUGCUCCAUAGCGUACUAUGAACUGAACCAGCGAGUGGGGGAGACCUUCCAUGCCUCACAGCCUUCUCUGACGGUGGAUGGCUUCACUGAUCCAUCCAACUCUGAGCGCUUCUGCCUAGGGCUGCUCUCCAACGUGAACAGAAACGCAGCAGUGGAGCUGACGAGAAGGCACAUUGGCAGGGGAGUUAGGCUAUAUUACAUUGGGGGAGAGGUCUUUGCCGAAUGCUUGAGUGACAGCGCCAUCUUUGUUCAGAGUCCAAACUGCAACCAGCGCUAUGGGUGGCACCCUGCAACCGUUUGCAAGAUCCCACCAGGAUGCAACCUUAAGAUCUUCAAUAACCAGGAGUUUGCAGCGUUAUUGGCUCAGUCAGUGAACCAGGGUUUCGAGGCGGUGUACCAGCUGACCCGAAUGUGCACAAUUCGAAUGAGUUUUGUCAAGGGUUGGGGAGCAGAGUACAGGCGCCAGACGGUGACCAGUACUCCCUGCUGGAUUGAGCUUCAUCUGAAUGGACCUCUACAGUGGCUGGACAAAGUCCUCACCCAAAUGGGAUCACCGACCAUUCGCUGCUCAAGCAUGUCAUAGAAGAUUGGCUUCAUCUCAGGGAAGACAGCUGCCAGAUUUUAUGGGCCUGGCUGUAGCAGAUAAUUUAUAGAAAAAUAAAACAACAGAAGUUGGAUGGUACCCACCACUGGUGGUUUCUUCAUGAGCAAUAUCAAGUACCAUCUUUGCCACCUCUCCACCAUAACUGUUAGCACUUUCUGUGGCAUUGCUGUUGGGAAAUAUUUACAAAAAGAACAUCGAUUUUCAAUCUCAUUUUCUAAUGGAAUGAAAGGAACUCAUUAUCUCCUGCAACCAGAUGAAUUUUUUUUUCUUCCAAGUACAAGUUGGGCCAUUUUAUAUUAUUUGACUAUUCUAUGUCCUACUUCCAUGCAGCUACUGUUCAUUCAAGUUGUACAGACAAGUGGAUCUGGUUGUUUCCUUCCAGCAGCGUCAUGAAAUUUUUGAUUGAGCCAAGGGUGGCCAUUGCCAUGGUAACUCAAACCAAUUUGUUUCAUUUAAGCGGGAAGCUGCAAAGCCCUUCUGCCAUUCACCAUCAUUCUUUUGUAAUAUGUGAUGGUUUGGAACUCUCAGUGGUCCUUCUGCCAUGUCCAAAUAUCACAUGAGAUGUUGGAGAAUGAGGGGCCUUUCUAGGACAAUGUUUUGGUGUGCAGGGAGUUGUGAUUCCUUUUGCCAAUAAUGUUUCUUUCCUCCACCUGUUUUGUUUCUAGUAGUAUAAUGGAGGGUCAACUUGCACGCUAACUUCCCGCUUUAAAAGCCCUCCACUUUCGUAGUGAAGAGUUGAAACAGAUUUACGAGCACUUGGUUAUUGUAGCUAGGAGCUGUUCUUUUUGAACAAUCUAACCUACAUUGAGAACGCUAAGAAACGCCAUUGUAUAGUAUUUUUUCUAGGUAAAGCCGCUAUAUGAAUCAGUUGUAGAAGUGUGAAUGUGGUUAACAAGAGUUUAGUUAAGGCAAUUUUUACGUAUUGCCCUCCCUUGCCCUUGGGCUUGUGAUGCCCUUACUAUACUCUCCAAUUCCCACAUCUUGGGCAAGGUACUGAAAGCAGCUGGUAUCUGUGGAACUGUACCCUAGCGAUAGCCUUUGUAUAAGGGAGCAUUUAUUCACCCUAGUUUCUUUACUUGCUACCUUUACAGUAAUAGUUUUUUUUUGUUAGUUUUGUUUUCGUGAAGGGGUCCAAAUCAGAUUUCCAACACAAGCGAUGUUUGUUUGAGAGAACUGUAACGAUUCAUAGUAAUAAUUGCUGUUGGUUUACCCCAAACAGACAAAAAAGUUUUCAGCGGUGUGGUGUUUUCAUUAAUAACAGACCAAUCUCACAGAAGCAAAAUGGAAAACCAAAAGACUGCAGAUGCUGUAAAUCUGGGGUAAGAAACAAAGGCCAGCAGGUCAGGCAGUAUAUAUAGAGGGAAAUGGGCAGCCAAUAUUUCAGGUCAAGACUCUGAACCAAGACUGGAAAGGGGUGAUAGCCAGUAUAAAUAGGUGGGAAGAAAGGGGCAGGGCAAGAGCUGGCAGGUGAUGGUUAGAUACUAUCAUCUGGAUCAUGAUUUCACUUGCUAACUCUUGUUCUUCUUCCCCACGCCCCCACCCCCACAUUUUUAUACUGGUUCUCUCUCUUCUUUUCUUACAGCCCCAAAGAAGAGUGUUGACCCUAAACAUCGACUGUCCAUUUCUGCCAGGUUUCUCCAUGGCCUUCAUUUGAUGCUCACGGAGGUAAAACUUGCUGCAAUUGAACGGAAAGAUCGAUUCAGGAGAGCACAACAUGACGUUACCCUGCUUACCAGAAGUGAGUGCAUUGGGAUUUUUCCAACAUUCUCAUCUCAUGACUGAAAAGUUUUAGAUCUUAUCUGAAUGUAUCUGGAGGAUUGAUGGACAACGUCUGAAACUAAAGACGGGUUACCAUUCAGGACAAAUAUUCUGCAUCAGAACCAGACUUGGGCAGUUUGUCUUUUCCUUUCUCAGAACAAUCUCCUUGUUUGUAAAGGGAUACACUAGCUGUACCUCAAUUCAAAGCAGGCAGUUAUAACAGCCACCUUCUAUUUCAUAACUGCCUCUGCUGUUAACUGUUGCAACCAGAAUUUCAUCAUAAGGUAAUAAUAAUUGAACAAGAAGUGAAAUAGUUAAUUAAAACUGCUUUAAGCCUGAACUUUGCAGAGCUCUGUAAAUCACUAAGUACAAGGUAAGCACUUAUUGAAAGGUUUGAACUAGUCAGCACAUUUAAUACUUGUAUCGGUGAAGGAAUUUAUAAAGGAAUGAGAAAAAGUGAGUUACAUUGGCUCAAUUUAGACAUGUGACUAACCCCAGAUGAACAUUUCCAGUAUUUUUUUUUCCCCUUUUUAUGCUCUAGAUCUUUUCACCUAACUGGAAUUAUUGAUGCACAAACAUAACAGUAUAAUGAUUAAAUAAACUUAGAAUAAUGAAUAGGCUUGGAGGAUUUCACUGGCACGAUUUACAUAGUCAAAAAUCAAAUUGAGAGAACUCAACCUUGGGUCUCAGAAACCUAAUAGAAGAAAACAGGGAUGGCAGCUAUGAGAUCUUGGGGAAGUAUAGGUUAUAAUUGAUGUAGAAUAUUAAUUUCAAUGUAGCCAAUGUACGUAGAAUGUUUAGGCACUUAGUUAACUAAAGCUAUGACUGAUUUCUAUAGAUACAGCUUUUAAAAAAUUGCAUUACAAUUAUAGAAAUCUCAAGUUCCACACUAGAAUAAUGUCACGGGGAAAGUGACCAGAGGUUGGAAAUAUGAUUCUUAUCAGUUAACCCCCCCACCAUCCCCACAUACACUCAGGGUCCAGUAUCUCACUUAAAUGUCACUUUGUGUGUGAAAUGCAUGAACAUAUGGGAAAGAUAUCGCAAGCCAUGUUUUUCUGUGUUGGGUAGGGAUCAGUAAGUGUCAAUUCACAUGAGAAAUGCUAAUGAUAUUUGCCUAACUUUAGCCCUAAGGAUGAAGUUAGUUGAUUGUUCUAACAGUUUGUCUCACACGAUAUUCUUGUCAUUUUCCACUCUCUAACCUAUUUUACUUCAACGACUUCAUCUAAUUCUUUUUCAACUCUCCCUAUAAGCCCCUUUUAAUUUUGUUCAUCUGCACGGUACUUAUCUUUCCCUUUUGUGACAUGCUCAGUGUACAUCUGCAUAUGGAUUUACCUCUGUAUUAAAGGGAGGGUGCCCUACUAGGUUGGGGCAUUUUUGCAUUUAUCUAAUUUCCAGAAUUCUUGGUGCUGGUUAUUUUUGAUUGACAUAUCUGUCUGUCAUUCCCUCAGUUAUUACACCACAGUGGAAAUGUGUAAAGUGCUGUCUCCUCUCUAGAGAGAAGUUUUAACUCUAGGGAAUCUUAAAGUUUAGUGUUUUUUUUUGACUGGAAAGUAACAAGGGAGGGUAUUUUGUACAACACAACAAAUCACAGGUAAAUGUAUGCUAAUUUCAAGUCACAGGGUUACAAAAUAUCAUCAGGUUACCUGCCUGGAAGACUUUGAUAGAAAUUUUCUGUGUAAUAUUUUUAAUUACCAGCAGCGCUGAUACUUACAUUGGUGUUGCUAUGGGCAAAUGCCACUAGGAUGCUGUCUUUUGGGUAAGAUAACUAACUUGAGACCAAAUUAGCUAGUCUGUACCUUGUAAUCAACCAAGAGCAAACUGACUGGUCAUUGCCACAUUAGCUUCUUGAGGAACUCUGUAUUUCUCCCAAGUGCAUUUUAGCACAUGGCCAGAUGCAUGUUUGAGAGAGAGAAGCACGGAGGCUGAACUUGCCUUUCAUUUGAGGAUUCAUCUCAAAAGAGUGCCAUUGAGCAAAACAGCAGCAAUGUGUCAGACUUGCAGCAGUAAACUUUUGAGGAAGACCAGUCCCUGAUCAUCUGAUAGACAAGAAGUACAGAGUUCUCUCUUAUUUCAGGCAAGUGUUGAGGCUGAGCAGAGGGCUGGUGCUAUUUGCUGUACUUAAAGCAGCCGUAGUGAUGCAUGGGGGUGCCUUUGGGGAGCUGUCCCAACCAUUUUUCUUGCCAUCUCCAUAGGGACAAACAGCUGGCCUCAAUUCCACACCUCAGCACAAACUUACUCAAUCCCUGUCACAGACAUUUCCGUGUGGUUUCCUCUGGCAGCUGGUAACACUUAUGGAGGAAUAUUUCAAGCAUGACUAAAUUAGAUUUCAGAUAGAAGAUUGUAAUAACUGACCUUAGUGUAUACUUUUUUUUAAAAUUGCACUCCUUUACAUCAUUCAUGCUUUAUUUUAAAGUUGCACACAGGAACAAUAUUAGAAUAGUCUGCUCAGGAUUUCCUUGGAUAUAAAACAGUAUUUUGGAAAGCACAUUAACCAAGAUGUCAUGUCUUGUUCCUUAUUGAGCUAAAUGGUAAAUUUUGUCUAUUUUAUUUCUAGCUUUUGAUUGUUUAAAAAUCUCAAAUCCACAAUGCAGAUUUGCAAUACUUGCCCUAUACAGUGCAAUAAUCAUAACUGUAGCUGUACAUUUGUACCUUGGUUGGCAUGAGGGCGUUGGGCUGAAGAGCCAGUUUCUGUGCUAUAUUGUUUGAAAAUCCAGACACACAGUUGCACACAAGACAUGAUUGUUGCAUUGUUGAAGAAAAAUUGUUAUAUGCCUGCCUUGUGGAGGCCCAAACUACAAGACAUCCAUGGAGUGGAAUGUAUCUUGCUUACCUGAAGCAAGAUUGUUAGGAACAAAGAUUUCCUGCUCCUUAUCAUGACGUCCCAACUUUCACCCCCACUCUGUACAGUUAAUUGGCGUCAUCUUUAUUAAUUUAUAGCACGUUGAAAACACCAGCAAAGCUCAUAUUUAUUGGCCACCCCUAAUUAACCCAAACUAUGUGAUUUUCUAGGUCACUUGAAUAGAUAGGUAACGGCCAAAUAUAUUUGUUAUGUUUGGGCUCAGAGGUGUGAAAGAUGAACAUUUCCUGACAAUUCCACACAUCAUUUAAGGCAGUGAGAUUUAUAGGAAGAUGCUGUUUCCUGUUCAGCAUUCCUGCCUGCUGCACCUCCCACAGUACCCUUAGGUCAACUGCAGAGUCAUCACUGGGAACCAUUGCUCAUUGAUGUUUCAGUCCCUUAGCCCUGGUACAUCUCCUGGCAGCGGAGCAGCACCAGGGACACCUCGCUGCCACCCCCUGCAUCUUCCAGUGGAGUUAGUCAGUCGCCCAAUUUCUGUUCUUCCUCCUCAGCCACAGCCCUUUCCUGCCGCCUCAGCCAUCUCUCUGGUGGCCCUCCUGAGCCUCGCUCCAGUCACUGCCAUAUCACGGAGUAACUUUGUCAUUGAUGUGCUGACGAAGUCUUGGCAUCCUACUCCCACAGGGUAAAUGAUGAUCCUCUAGCCAGCUCCCUUACACUCAGCUGCCAGGUCUGAGUACUUCAAACUCUUCUGCUCUUGGACAGCCUCCACUCCUUCCUCCCGUGGGUUGGUUAACCCAGUGAGGAUUGUCCUGCUGGCUGUGGACUACAGUACUAUGAGAGAGUCAGUGUCACUUUAACUAUUUCCUUAGCAGGUUAUUAUUACAGUGCUAAAGAUUUCAACUUACUGAUUUUCUUUUGGUAAUUUUGCAGCAUUGGUUUUGAUACAGAUUAAAUCAACAGAGCACCAUAGAUUCAGGGCAGAUCUUCCAGUCAUUCACCUCAGAGCAGGCUGUUUCUUCCAUAACACUCCAGGCUGCAGUCUUCCAAUGGGAGGUGCAUUCCCAGCCUCAGCAAGGCAGGGCACCCAGCCUUCUUGCAAUGCAAGAGGGUACGAAUAGCAUCAACAGCAUUAAGGCCCUUGCCUUCAGCUGUCAAAGCUCUUCAAAGUAAAAAAUUUAAAUGACUGGCAUUCGCAAUCAGUCAGCAUGUCAAAAAUUAAAACAGGUAGUUUUUUUUUUAUACAUUAAAAGUGAAACAAGCACAAACACUUUAAGCCAAAGGCUUUUCUUGAAUUUAUUGCAUUCCAUCUGACAGCUGAUUUCUCCCGUUUUAAUGAACUCAUUUUGCUUAGCUGCCAUGGGAAUCAGUGACUCUGUUUCCUGGCCCGAGAGCAGGGAAAGUUAGAACUUAGUGCUGCCCUGUUGUUUUCCACAAAGAUACCAAACAGGCUGCACAAGUUUGCAUGGAAUAUUGUGCCACAGGGAUUGCCAUUAUGGAUAUUUCCAGUGGAUCCAGGCAGAUCAGACCUAUUAAUUGGUUCUUAAAGUUCCACUUUGCCUUGGUUUCUCAUGAGUCACACUGACAAGACGGAGGUAAAUGCCCAGGUUGAUGCAAAAGUGUAUAAAAAUAAGUACUUAUGGCCACUAUGUACAUUCAGUUACCACCCACCCAGUCCCUGUCCUGUACUCAGGGUCAGCAAGUAGUUUUGCCUUACAUACAGACAGAACUGAGAAAUCAUGCAAAGAUUUGUACUUUUGUACAUAAGCUCUUUUGUACUUACCCUCCAAUCAAGAAUGAGGAGAAAAAUUAUAGCAGAAUUAGUUGAGACAAUUAAAAUGAACAUUACAUUUUGAAAUUUUACUGUCUAUAAAUCUUUAGCUUGAGCAAGAGACUAGCAUUCAGCAGUACUUCUGUACAUUGCAGAUUGCCAAUUUGACCUGCAGGUUAUCUAGCCCCAUUCCAGCUGCUCAAUCAUGCACCCUGCAGUAGGCUGAGUUACUAAAUUAGCAGGGCAGUACACCAAGGCAUACAUCAUUAGAAGUACUGUCUUGCCCUAGGGCAGAUUUAAGGUAUGCUGCCAUUCUUGUUCAAAGUCCCGAAGCAAUGUGAUGAGACUGGGAUGAGAAUUCCCCUUCUCGUAACUUUGUCAUAACAUCAGAAAAAUGAUUUUGCCCAAGGUCCAUGGAAGACAAUUUAACCAUGUACUUUACUAAUUCAGAAGAAUUAAUAGAAGGAAGUAAUUCUGUGCUAAUACAUUAAAGCAAAGCUUUGAAGAUUUUGUAGUUAGUGUUUAAACAGUUAAGUAGGCUUACUUUUGAUCUUAUCAGAAAGAUGGCAGCCUUCCCAAGCAUGCAGUGCAGUGCAUUAUUGCAUUAAGUACCUCUCCACAACAGCAUCUGUGAUGCCUACAACUGUGGAAUAGUCAAAAUAAAGCUGUGCCCUGGUUAUGUGUUUUUUUUCCUUAUUUAAUUAAAUGUAAUAGAUCUGAAAAGAUUCUUUCACUAAUGAUUGGCCUGUAAAACUAAAGCUAGUUGAAUAUCCAUAAACAUGAGAGACGCUGGAAAUCCAGAAUAACAAAAAAUAAAUGCUGGAGGAACUCAGCAGGUCAAGCAGCAUCUAUGGAAAGGAAUAGUCAACAUUUCAGCCCAAGACCCUUCAUUAGGACUAGUGUAUUACUCUAGUUCAGGGGUUCCAACCUGGGGUGUAUGGACCCCCUCAAUUAAUGGUAAGGCUCCAUGGCAUAAAAAGGUUGGGAGCCCCUGCUCUAGUUGAAUACCUGUCUACAGUAUUGUUUGCUGUUUACUGGGACACAGAUGCCAUUUGGAUCAAUGACCCUGUAAUCUACAUCAACAUUUUACCAAGUUCUGUAGAGGUAUCUGGUUUCUCUCUAAGGAGCAUUAAUCGAUUUAGUUCCAGCAGACAAUGCUGUAUAACUACCAUUUUAAUUAAGAAAAGGUGCUUUCUUGUACUUUAGUGUUUUUUUUUCCUACUUUGAAGUGUUUGGAAAUGGCCAGAAGUUCUUAUGUAAAUGUUUCAAAUGUUAUUAAAGUUCAUUUUAUCACA